This is a messenger RNA of Paraglomus brasilianum, 438 nucleotides long. NCBI's taxonomy places the organism in Eukaryota, Fungi, Glomeromycota, Glomeromycetes, Paraglomerales, Paraglomeraceae. The record is from the annotation of a GenBank genome assembly.
AUGUCGCAACAACCUUUUCAAACUACAUGGCAGGGAGCAACUAUGGAACUAUCAACAACAAGAGAAUCAGAGCAUCAAUCCUCGGAUACAUUGAUGCGUUCAAACCAGCAUUUAUUAUAUCAAAAUUUUCUGACUAACUCGCAAAGCGAAUUGCAAGCAGAACAACUGCCUCAACAAUACCAAUCAUCACCCAACCUUUCACAAUCACCUGCUGAUGAACCGGCGUACACAGACGAUUCCAAUCUGGCUAUAAACAACCAGUUACAGCAGUGGUUGUCGCAGUACCCGUAUUCGAGACAGCGUGAAGUACAAACAUCAAACAAAUCUUUUAAGCCGCCGAUGCAGUUUGAACAUCAAUCGGACCGACAAAACUCGGUUCAAAACAUGCUUGGAGUUUUUCCAAUUGAGCAAUCAGAAUUGGAGUAUGUCCAAUCACAG